Passer domesticus (house sparrow) is the source of this 1371-nucleotide messenger RNA. It is a transcript of the gene F8A1, whose product is annotated as coagulation factor VIII associated 1. The transcript has a single exon. Gene Ontology annotation, cellular component: early endosome. The record is from RefSeq and is a predicted model, not a curated record. Gene Ontology annotation, molecular function: protein binding. Gene Ontology annotation, biological process: vesicle cytoskeletal trafficking. Bases 50 to 1117 code for a protein of 355 amino acids. Lineage: Eukaryota; Metazoa; Chordata; Aves; Passeriformes; Passeridae.
GCGGCGGAGCGCGGCGCGGCGGGGCGCGUCAGUUCCGCGCAGGGCCGCGAUGCUGUCGGCGGCCGGCGGCUCCGGCCCCGGCGGGGCGGGCGGCUCCGGGCCGGGGCUCGGCGGCGACGGCGAUUUCCUGUCGCGCUACCGCCUGGUGUCGGCCAAGCUGCGGCGGCGGUUCCUGCGGAAGCCGAACGUGGCGGAGGCGGCGGAGCAGUUCGCGGCGCUGGCGCGGGAGCUGCGCGCCCAGGAGAGCCUGCCCUACGCGGCCUGGUGCCAGCUGGCCGUGGCGCGCUGCGCGCAGAGCCUGUUCCACGGCCCCGCCGAGGCGGCCGCGCUGGCCGAGGCCGCGCGGCUCUUCCUGCGCCAGGAGCGGGACCUGCGGCAGCGCCUGGGGCUGCGCGGCGGCUUCGGCGAGCACGUGGCGGCGGCGCAGAGCUGCGGCGCCUUCGCCGCCCGCCUGCACCUGGAGCGCGGGCAGCCCGCGCUGGCCGCCGGGCCCUGCCUGGAGCUGGCGGCGGCGCUCCGCGACACGGGACAGCCCGCCCGCGCCGCCGCGCCCCUGCAGCGGGCGGCCGAGCUGCUGGCGGCGGCGCGGCUGCCGCUGCAGGCGCUGCGCUGCCUGGCCGAGCGCGCCUCCUGCCUGCUGCUGGCCCGCGACUACGCCGGGGCGCUGGCCGCGCUGACGCGGGCGCAGGCGCUGGCCGGGGCCGGGCUGGGCGGCGCGGCCGGGGCCGGGGCCGCGCCCGGCGGCGCCUUCCUGGACGUGCUGGCGCGCUGCGAGGUGUCGCGGGUGCUGCUGCUGCUGCUGCUGCAGCCGCCGCCCGCCAAGCUGCUGCCCGAGCACGCCCGCACGCUGGAGCAGUACUGCUGGGAGGCGCCCGACGGCGGCGCGGGCACCGGCGGCGCCUCCGGGGCGGGCGGGGCGCUGCCGCCCGCCGCCAGCUACCUGCCCGCCGAGCUGUUCCUGCUGCUGCAGUCGGCUGUGCUGGCCUGCCAGGAGAAGGACGCGGAGGCGCUGAAGGCGCUGCAGGCCGAGCUGUGGCCGCUGCUGAGCGCCGAGCAGAACCACCUGCUGCACCUGGUGCUGCAGGAGAUGCUGAGCCCCGCCGGACAGGGGCUCUGAGCGCCGCCGCCCGCAGGGACCGCCCGGGCUGGCCGCUUCAGCCCGUGCCAGCACAGACUCUGUCCCGUUAUUUAUUUUUAAUACGAGUUGAAGCGAUGGUUGGUGAGAGAAUGCGUUCAUCUACACGUUCGCCUUGUGUCAUAGUAAACUGCUCACUGUAUGUACUGAAAGUUGUGCUUGGAAAAAGUGUAACCCUGAAGCAGACCAUUUCAGGGCAGAAGGAAGCUGUUCAUUAAAAGACUGGCUGCAAUUUG